This is a messenger RNA of Empidonax traillii (willow flycatcher), 2159 nucleotides long. RefSeq names its product lunapark, ER junction formation factor (gene LNPK). Bases 145 to 1398 code for a protein of 417 amino acids. The transcript is spliced from 13 exons. Lineage: Eukaryota; Metazoa; Chordata; Aves; Passeriformes; Tyrannidae. The record is from RefSeq and is a predicted model, not a curated record. Gene Ontology annotation, cellular component: endoplasmic reticulum tubular network. Gene Ontology annotation, biological process: endoplasmic reticulum tubular network organization.
GCCUGAUGGGAGCACCGCCCGGGCGGCGGGUCCCUUCUGCGGCGGCGGCGGCGGCUCCGGGGUGGGAUGCGCGGCCCGGCCCGCGGCAGCUGUGAAUGCUCAUAGAAGAGUGAUAGCUCUGCCAAUAUUUGUCCACAAUUGAAGAUGGGUGGAUUGAUUUCAAGAUGGAGGGCAAAGCCGUCCACUGUUGAAGUAUUAGAAAAAAUAGAUAAGGAAAUACAGACAUUAGAAGAAUUUAGAGAAAAAAAUCAGAGGCUACAGAAACUAUGGGUUGGAGGGCUGCUUCUCUACUCCUCACUCCUUUACCUUGUUACUUGCUUAAUUGUAUAUCUGUGGUGUCUUCCUGACGAAUGGACAGCAAGGUUGACAAUGACACUUCCAUUUUUUGCAUUUCCAUUCAUAAUCUGGUGUAUAAGAACACUGCUCAUUUUCUUCUUUUCCAAACGGACAGAAAGGAAUAAUGAUGCGCUGGAAGAUUUAAAAUCUCAAAAGAAAAAAAUACUUGAGGAAGUGAUGGAGAAGGAAACAUACAAGACUGCUAAAUUAAUCCUUGAAAGGUUUGAUCCAGAAUCAAGUGCAAAGGAGGCUGAACUACCAUCUGCUGGAACAUCUGCAACCCCAAGACCUGGACAAGAAAUUCGUCAGAGGACCGCAGCUCAAAGAAAUACUUCUACACCCUCACCUGUGACUCCUAAACAAGGUUCUCCCAAGUCACCAGUUCCAGCAUCUCCUAAUCUGCAGAGAGACUCAUCGGGUCUGAGUGGACUCCCAGAAAGAACUGUUGUGCCAUCCUUGCAAUCAAAUGUUUUACCAAGACGCCCUGGAUCCCCUGCUACUUCAGUGCCUGGAAUGGGUCUUCAUCCUCCAGGUCCUCCUUUGGCAAGACCUAUUCUUCCUCGAGAACGAGGAGUUGUGGAUAGAGUUAUUGAGUAUUUGGUUGGUGAUGGUCCUCAGAACAGGUAUGCCCUUAUAUGUCAGCAAUGUUUUUCCCACAAUGGUAUGGCUUUGAAGGAAGAGUUUGAAUACAUAGCAUUUAGGUGUGCCUACUGCUUUUUCCUGAAUCCUGCAAGAAAAACUAGACCUCAAGCUCCACGACUUCCAGAGUUCAGUUUUGAAAGAAAGCGAUCUACAGAAUUGCAAUCUGAAACUGAGCCUCUAGAACCCAGAGAGAAAAAGCCCCAGGAGACUGAACAGACAGAAGAAUCUGAAGAUGAUGUGGCCCAGAUCAUUGAGACAAAUGAGGCAGAUGAUAAAACACCAAGUUCUGAGCAGCUAAAUGAUAAACUAGCUGAAGAAACUGAAAAAGAAGAAGCGGAAAACAUUUCAACAACUGAAGACUCUAUUUCAGAGUCUAUUUCAGCUGAACAAAAUGAAGAAUCUCUAAUGAAAGCAGAAUAAAGUACUUCAAGUGCCUUCUGUAGCUAGUUUUUAGCUUUGUUCAUGCCUAUUGUUACUCUUCAGGUGAGCUUUUUUUAAAUGGUACAACUUAAAAAUCUCGCUUGAGCUUAAACUGCCUCAACUGCCACAGUGUGUCAAAGCUAUGUGUAAAAGUGGGUAUUGUAAAUUAAGCAUGUGUCGUUAAGUUAAUAUAUAGAAUGUGUAGUUGGUUGAAGUCUAACAGUUGUAGCCAUUGUUUAGUUUGCAUAUUUAAAAACUUUAGAGUAUCAGAUUUGCUAAGGGUGACUUAUAAUUUGACAUCUCUUUAGCUGUCACAUGCAAAGAGCAAUUACUGACAGCAAGUGACCUAGUAAGUUUGGUCUAGUGAAUUUAAGAUACAUUUUAAUGCUGCCCUGUUAAAGCGAAUGAGUAUAUGUUAAAUACACAGAUGUUUACAAGCUAAAGUGUCAUCUGACAUUUGACUUAAGCAUAUGGAAGUGUCAUUGUGGUGGUGUUAAUAUUAUUCAUUGUCUAACUUCUUGACAGAAUUCAGUUAAAUGGCACUCGGAUAAAUGGCAUCUCCUUGGGCAUUUGCAUUGCAGAUGAACCAGAGGCACCUACAUACAAAACUGUUUUGUGUUUACAUAAAAUAUAGAAAGUCUCUGCACUUGAUUGUACUUGAAUACAAAGCACUAUUUAUACUUGUACAAUAAUUACAAGAUAUGAGUGAAUUUUGUGCCUUUGUGUUUUUUGUUAAAGGAAAAUAAAGACAUCUAGCAGCA